This is a messenger RNA of Cucumis melo (muskmelon), 2796 nucleotides long. Its product is annotated as probable WRKY transcription factor 2. Gene Ontology annotation, molecular function: sequence-specific DNA binding; DNA-binding transcription factor activity. The transcript is spliced from 6 exons. Lineage: Eukaryota; Viridiplantae; Streptophyta; Magnoliopsida; Cucurbitales; Cucurbitaceae. The record is from RefSeq and is a predicted model, not a curated record. Bases 438 to 2681 code for a protein of 747 amino acids. Gene Ontology annotation, biological process: regulation of DNA-templated transcription.
AUUUCCAUUCCCUGUCGUCCAAACACAAUCCCCUUUCUCCCCUUUUCUUCUUCAAAGGGUCCGACCAUUUUUUUGUUCUUUCUUUCUUUCUUUCUUUCUUUCUUUCUUUCUGUGUUAUUACAAACAGUGAAAGUUUUUAUCUUUUUUUUUUUUUGUUUGUAAUUUGUAUCAACUCACUUAUGGUCAUUCUUCAUCAAUUGGGUUUUGACCAAAAUCACAAAAAAAAAAAAAAAAAACACCAAUUUCUUCUGGGGGUGGUGAUUGUAUUGUUUUUCAAAUGAUCCCUAAACCUUGAUUCAUCUUCUGGGAUUUUUCCCCCUCUUUUGAUUGGAGCCCAUUUCUUUGUUAUUCUUCUUCUUCUUCGAUUUGAUUUGAUUUCAUUUUCCAGCUUCCAAAUCCACUCAGGAUUCGUCGUUCGGGCUCGGAAUCGAGUAGUAAUGGGGAGAACUGAUGAUAAUGUUGCUAUUAUUGGGGAUUGGGUACCUCCAAGUCCUAGCCCAAGAACCUUUUUCUCAGCAAUGCAAAUGCUAGGGGAGGAUAUUGGUUCUUCUAAACCUUCAAUGGACACUACUACCAGCAGUGAUCAUAAAACCGAAGAACUCUUUCUCAGGCCUCGAGAACAAACCGUGUCCGAAAACGCCAUUGCAAGAGGCGGGAUCCCGGGUGUCAAUUCAGGGGACCGGGGAAUGGAGUUCGGUACGUUCUCAGAGCAGAAAUUCCGUGGGGGACUCGUGGAAAGGAUUGCAGCUAGAGCUGGCUUUAAUGCUCCAAGAUUGAAUACAGAGAGCAUUAGAUCAACAGAUCAUUCUUUGAAUUCAGAAGUAAAGUCUCCUUAUUUGACAAUACCACCUGGUCUCAGUCCAACUACAUUGCUAGAUUCUCCAGUUUUUCUUUCAAAUUCACUGGCUCAACAAUCUCCCACAACUGGGAAGUUCCCAUUUUUACCAAAUGUAAGUAGCACUCGGAGCUCGACGAUGAUGCCAGAGGCCAACAACAAAGGCAACAACAAUCCGUUCCACGAUAACAAUACAUCAUUUGCUUUCAGACCCAGUGUGGAAUCUGGAUCCUCCUUUUUUCUCAAUGCAGCAAGCAAAACAGCUUCUGCUACUGUUCUUCCACAAUCUUGUCCAAGAAUUGAGCUUCCAGUUCCACGUUCAGAAAAUUCUUUUCAAUCUCAUCUUGCUGAACCAUCUCUGUCUUUACCCCAAAAUCGAAUCGGUCACCAUCCUCAAGUGGGACUCUCUACAACGUACGUUGAGAAGGACGAUGGGAGUAAGGCUGUGUCAGAAGAGCAAAGACCCUUUGAUUCUCUUGGUGGUGGUAGUGGUGAACAUUCUUCGCCUCUCGACGAGCAACUGGAUGAAGGGGAGCAAAGAGGCAGUGGGGAUUCUAUGGCUGGUGGUGCUUGCGGUGCUCCCUCGGAGGAUGGGUAUAAUUGGAGAAAAUACGGACAAAAACAGGUCAAAGGAAGUGAGUAUCCUCGGAGUUAUUACAAGUGCACACAUCCUAACUGUCAGGUCAAGAAGAAGGUCGAGCGAUCUCACGAGGGCCAUAUAACAGAGAUCAUCUAUAAAGGAGCACAUAACCACCCAAAGCCUUCACCAACCCGACGAGGAGCAAUCGGAUCUUCCGAUUCCCAUAUGAAUAUGCAACUAGACAUCCCUGCACAAGCAGGUCAACAAAGUGCUGAUGUUCCUCUUUGGGAAGAUUCACAAAAAGGGGUUCCAAGUGGAGCUCCUGAUUGGAUGCAUGAGAACCUUGAGGUGACUUCUUCAGCAUCUUUGGGUCCUGAAUAUGGCAAUCAGCCUAACACUUUACAAGCUCAAAAUGGGAGUCAUAUUGAAACAGUUGAGGCCAUUGAUGCCUCAUCCACAUUCUCUAAUGAUGAAGAUGAAGAUGAUAGGGGAACACAUGGCAGUAUAACAUUGGGAUAUGAAGGGGAAGGAGAUGAAUCUGAGUCUAAGAAAAGGAAACUCGACGCCUAUGUAACAGAGAUGAGCGGGGCCACUAGAGCUAUCCGUGAGCCUAGAGUUGUUGUCCAGACUACCAGUGAAGUUGAUAUUCUGGAUGACGGUUAUCGUUGGCGCAAAUACGGACAGAAGGUUGUUAAAGGAAAUCCAAAUCCUAGGAGUUACUACAAGUGCACAAAUCCUGGCUGCACAGUGAGGAAGCAUGUCGAGCGGGCAUCACAUGACCUGAAAUCCGUGAUAACCACAUAUGAAGGAAAACACAAUCAUGAUGUUCCUGCAGCUCGCAACAGUAGUCACAUCAGUUCAGGUACAUCCAGUCCUGUAACUGGUCAAAACUCGACCGCGGCAAUUCAAACUCAUGCUCACAGGCCAGGGCCACCCCAGCCUCAAAAUACCAUUCCAAGAUUUGAAAGGCCAGCUUUUGGGUUUGCUGGAAGACAGCAAAUGGGGACUGCCCAUGGCUUUGCUUUUGGAAUGAACCAACCUGGAUUGGGAAAUCUGACCAUGGCAGCAGUUGGGCAACCCAAGCUUCCCGUCUUGCCAAUGCAUCCUUACUUAGGACAAGCACACCAUGUUAAUGAAAUGGGUUUCUUGUUGCCUAAAGGAGAGCCCAAUGUAGAACCUACAUCUGAUCUUGGCUUGAACUUUUCCAAUGGUUCAACUGUGUAUCAGCAAAUUAUGAGUAGGCUUCCACUUGGACCUGAGAUGUGAGAUUUUAUUAAAACCUUUUUCUCUCAAUCUUUGUUCACUAGGAAAGUAAAAGUCUUUACUAGUACACAUAGUCAUUAUAAUAUGAAUACACAUGUGUGACAUUUCUACCGGUAAA